Molecule: messenger RNA, 948 nt
Organism: Lipotes vexillifer (Yangtze River dolphin)
Lineage: Eukaryota; Metazoa; Chordata; Mammalia; Artiodactyla; Lipotidae
Product: immunoglobulin omega chain-like
Exons: 6
Coding region: 1-948 (315 amino acids)
Source: RefSeq, a predicted model, not a curated record
AUGUUGGACCAGGUGGAGUGUGGGAAGGAGGGGAAUGGGAUCUGUCCUAUCCUCACUGGGUCUUGGGCAGAGGUGGUGUUGACUCAGCCCCGCUCUGUGUCGGGGUCUCUGGAGCAGAAGGUCACUAUCUCUUGCACCCGCAGCAGUGGUAACAUUGGGAGUUACUAUGUGCACAGCACCCGGGCAGUGCACCCACCACCUGUUGCCUACCUGACCAUCUCUGGGCUGCAGCCUGAGGACAAGGCCAACUACUACUGUCAGUCUGGUUAUGACAGCAACAAGGACACAGCGCUCCAGACCCAUGGAGAAGGCUGGGGCUGUUUGCUGGUGGAGACUCAGCUGCUGUGUCCUCUCUGGGCUGGGCAGGGUCUCCUGCUCAAUGAACCAAGUGCAGACCUCAGCUGGUCCUCAGGGUGGAACAGAGGUCUCCGGUGUGGGAAACAAAUUUACAUGAGUAGCGCCUCCUCCCUGAGGCCACUGAAGGAGAUAAGAGAUGUCUGGGCAGCCCAGCUCCAGUUCAGGUGUCUCAGGAGGGCUGCGUUCACCAUGGCCUGGACUCCUCUCCUCCUCAUGCUCCUGUCUCACUGCACAGGUGCCCUCUCCCAGCCUGUGCUGACUCAGCCAUCCUCCCUCUCCUCAUAUCUGGGAGCAUCAGCCAGACUCACCUGCACCCUGAACAGUGGCUUCAAUGUUGGUAAUUUCUGGAUACGUUGGUACCAGCAGAAGCCAGGGAACCCUCCCAGGUAUCUUCUUACUUUCCACUCAGAUUCAGACAAGCACCAGGGCUCUGGAGUCCCCAGCAGAUUGUCUGGAUCCAAUGAUGCAUCAACUAAUGCUGGAACUUUGCUCAUCUCUGGACUCCAGCCUGAGGACGAGGCCGACUAUUACUGUGCUACAUAUCACGGCAACUCAAAGGCUUUCACAGUGCUCCAGACCAUGGGGAAGUGA